CACUUCUUCCCUUCUUCCUCUAGACUAGACUAUUACUUCGUUACUUAUUAAAUAAUUAGGGAUUCCCUGCAUAUUUGUACUAUACAUCAAGCCUCUGGCUUUUUUUUUCUUCUUCCCCCCCCCCAAUGUCCUCUCCACCAAGGGGUUCAACACCCACGACGAUGAGCUCGAUCGUUCGCUCCUCGCUGCCUCCUCCGACCAUAUCUCUACUGAUAUACCCAUGUACCCUGAUUCUGGGAUCUAUAUUCUCCGUGAUUUCGCCGACAGCAGCGGGCUUCCAUGCGUUCGAGACCGACAUGAAUCCCUCGGCCGCCCCCCCACCGCCGCCAAACUACUUCGCCCGGAAAAACAAUGUGUUCAAUGUCUAUUUCGUCAAGGUGGGAUGGUUAUGGACGACACUAGCGUUUGUCUCGCUGCUGCUCGUGCAGUACGUGUUGGUCAAACCGGUGGCCCAGCGUUCGAGGCGCGUCGGCCAGGCGAUCGCGCGCUACUCCCUCGCCACGCUGGUCUGGUACCUUACCACGCAAUGGUUUUUUGGGCCUGCGAUCAUCGAUCGAGGGUUCGUGAUUACAGGCGGGAAAUGCAACGUGUCUGUUGCUCGGCAACAAUACCAACAUGAUCAUGAAGGAGGGCAUGGACCGAUCAGGGAGCUCGAGCACCUCUUUACGGCGGCGGCGUGCAAGGCGGCCGGGGGAUCGUGGAGCGGCGGCCAUGAUGUGAGCGGGCAUGUGUUUAUGCUGGUCCUCGCGACGGCGAUGUUGUCGUUUGAGAUGUGGGGGGUCUAUGCUUCGGAAGAGAAGGAGAAGGCAACGGACGGCAGUGCGAAGGGCGGCAAUGGCAGCAGCAGCGCUCUACGCGUCUGGCCUGCGCGGUUCGUAUGGGGUGUUGUCGGGCUGAGCUGGUGGAUGCUUUUCAUGACGGCCAUUUGGUUCCAUACCUGGCUGGAGAAGUGGUCUGGCUUGUCGAUUGCCCUGGGAACUGUCUAUGUGAUAUAUAUCCUCCCCCGGACCGCUUCGGCGUGGAGAGAGAUCAUCGGAAUUCCUGGUUUUUAAUGUACAUAUGACAAUAGAUCUUCUAAUGACCCGGUUCUGGUCCCAGAUACCCCGAUCGAAA
Messenger RNA from Penicilliopsis zonata CBS 506.65, 1113 nucleotides. RefSeq lists its product as hypothetical. Gene Ontology annotation, biological process: phospholipid biosynthetic process; lipid droplet organization; lipid storage. The transcript has 2 exons. NCBI's taxonomy places the organism in Eukaryota, Fungi, Ascomycota, Eurotiomycetes, Eurotiales, Aspergillaceae. The coding region runs from base 126 to 1052 and encodes 308 amino acids. The record is from RefSeq and is a predicted model, not a curated record. Gene Ontology annotation, cellular component: endoplasmic reticulum membrane.